AUGGAAAAUGCCUCCAAUUCCUCAGCGUUCCUGUCAACCUUAUCUGAAGGAGAAGACCUGAUUUUUGGAACCCUCUACUCACUCUUCGGUGUUGUGUCUCUCUGUGGCAACUCUCUCCUCCUUCUGGUAGCCUAUCGGAAGAGAGCCAUCCUGAAACCAGCUGAAUUCUUCAUUGUAAAUCUCGCCAUCAGUGAUGUGGGCAUGACUUUGAUUCUUUUCCCACUGGCCACCCCAUCCUUCUUUGCACACAGGUGGCUCUUCAACCAGGCCAUGUGCACCUUCUAUGCCUUUUGUGGAGUUCUCUUUGGCCUGUGUAGCCUCACCAGCCUGACAGCUCUGAGCACAGUGUGCUGCAUGAAGGUCUGUUAUCCGGCGUAUGGCAAUAGGUUCUCUCCUACAUAUGCUGGUGCACUGCUAGCAUGUGUCUGGGUAUAUGCACUCAUCUUUGCAUCGGCUCCUUUGGCUGACUGGGGCAGUUACGGACCAGAGCCCUACGGGACGGCUUGCUGCAUUAAGUGGAAAGCUUCCACGAGAGAAGCCAAGUUCUACAUCGUGGCCCUCUUCGUCUUCUGCUACAUCAUCCCAUGCCUCUUGAUCCUCAUCUCUUAUUCACUCAUCCUUUGGACUGUGAAAGUGUCCAGAAGAGCAGUGAAGCAGCACAUGUCACCGCGGAGCAAGACCAACCAUGUCCACAGUCUGAUUGUCAAGCUCAGUGUUUCUGUAUGCAUUGGGUUUCUGGCUGCCUGGACCCCUUAUGCCAUCGUUGCCAUGUGGGCAGCGUUUGGUGAUGCCAGCGAGGUGCCGGUCCUGGCCUUUGCCCUCUCUGCUGUGUUUGCCAAGUCCUCGGCAACCUACAAUCCUCUGGUGUAUCUGCUCUUCAAGCCCAACUUCCAGAAGUUCCUCUCCAAAGAUCUGUCCCUGUUGCAGGCCGUCUGCGCAGUCUUCUGUUGCAGCCAGCCCAGGGUCAUCACGCUCCGGUCGUUCCACACCCGGGAUGGCAGGGCUUCCAUGCGAUUCUCCACUGCUUUCACCGACCACCGUGGAUCCUGCAGGAACUGCACCGACACUUUUGAAUGUUUCAGCAAUUAUCCCCGGUGCUACAGGCUCACCCAGAAGCCUGACACAACCGCCAAGAGCAGGCCCCUGGCAAUUCUGGGGAGCGGAAGGGCUUGCCGGCCAAGCCUGAAGAGGACCGUGCAGGUCAUGGUGCUCGUAACGAGGAAGAAGACCAGCAUGGGGACUGUGAACGUGGCAGGAGACGUCCUGCCUUCAAACAUUGUGCGAGACCUUAUAUAA
Molecule: messenger RNA, 1296 nt
Organism: Varanus komodoensis (Komodo dragon)
Lineage: Eukaryota; Metazoa; Chordata; Lepidosauria; Squamata; Varanidae
Product: opsin-5-like
Exons: 5
Coding region: 1-1296 (431 amino acids)
Biological process (GO): G protein-coupled receptor signaling pathway; visual perception
Cellular component (GO): membrane
Molecular function (GO): G protein-coupled receptor activity
Source: RefSeq, a predicted model, not a curated record